GCGGAAGAGUUUGUCUUUACAAGCUUCCGCAUAUUUUCACCUCGGUUCUGAGUGAUUUAUCCCAAACAGCAGCUCGGUGAAGUGUCGGUGUGUCGGUGUGUGUGUGUCGGUGUGUGUGUCGGUGUGUGUGUGUCGGUGUGUGUGUGUCGGUGUGUGUGUCGGUGUGUGUGUCGGUGUGACAGAAUGGAAGGCGACAUGAUGCUACACUUGGCCAAUUUCAGCACGUUGUUCGUGUGUAUGGUGCUGAAACUGCCCCAGAUUGUGGUGCUGAUGAGAGCGAAGUCCGCCGCUGGAGUGAGUGUGAACAGCCUGCUGCUGGAGAUGACCGGGUUUAUAGUAUUUGUCUCCUAUCAGAUGUUUUAUGAUUAUCCUCCUCCUACAUACCUGGAGUAUCCUAUCCUCAUCGCACAAGAUGUGGUCCUGCUGAUUCUCAUCCUGCAUUAUAAUAGAAACAUGAAGCACAGUCUAAUCUAUGCUGCUGUGUUUGUAGGAGGCUGGAAACUGAUCACCAUGGAGAAGUGGAUCAUCGACAUGGCCAUGAGUGUGUGUACGCUCAUCAGUGCAGGCAGUAAACUCCUGCAGCUUCAGUGUCUGUGGAGAUCUAAAAACUCAGCGCAGGUCAGCACUCUCACCUGGGCGUUAGCGUCCUACACGUGUGUGGCCAGGAUCUUCACCACCGUGGUGACGACUGGAGACACUCAGGUUCUGAUCCGCUUCGUGGCCAUGACCGUUCUGAACGUGUGGGUGACGGCCACCGUGAUCUACUACAAACCCGGCGCUAAGAAACGCGCCUGAUUCUGAGGGGUUCUGACAUCACUUCCUGUCACACAGGAACAUCGUUCUGUUGGUAUUGAGUUAGAUGGGAAGUGUGAGAGAGAUUGUGACUAAAACAUACGGACUGAAGACCAGCACUCAACUGCCUCAGGAUCAGGAGCUGUUUGUUUGUUUCUGUCUCUCUCUCUCUCUCUCUCUCUGUCUCUCUCUCUCUCUCUCUCUCUCUCUCUCUGUCUCUGUCUGUCUCUCUCUCUCUCUCUCUCUCUCUCUCUGUCUCUGUCUCUCUCUCUUUCUUUCUCUCUCUCUCACACACACUCUCUCGCUCUGUCUCUCUCUCUCUCUCUCUCUCUCUCUCUCUCUCUCUCUCUCUCUCUGUCUCUCUGUCUCUGUCUGUCUCUCUCUCUCUCUCUCUCUCUGUCUCUGUCUCUCUCUCUUUCUUUCUCUCUCUCUCACACACACUCUCUCGCUCUGUCUCUCUCUCUCUCUCUCUCUCUCUCUCUCUGUGUCUGUCUCUCUCACACUCUCUCACACUCUCUCUCUCUCUCUCUCUCUCUCUCUCUCUGUCUCUCUCUCUGUCUCUCUCUCUGUCUCUCUCUCUGUCUCUCUCUCUCUCCCUCUCUCUCUCUCUCUCUCUCUCUUUGAUCCUCUUUACCACUUUUUAUCUCAGGGUUCUGGUUUAUUCUCUAAUGUUUCCAGCAGUAGUUACGUGUCAUUGUGUACGUUCUGAACAUCUCAGUGUUAAUUCUCUCUAACGUGCCUUUACACUUCUGAUCCAUUCCCCUGUAACUUUUGGAGACUUUCUUCCAAACUCUUUUUGCAUUUCUUUCACUUUUAAAACUUCUCUCCAUAAACUUUUGUUAAAUUAGUUAAAGGACCAACCAAAGUUCUGUAAAAACCUACGUACAGUGUUUACAUUUACAGUGAGUGUGUGUCCACAAUCCUGCUGUUAUUUAUCCAGCUAGUCUGGAGGGAUGAUGUAUCGAGACUAGUUUUGUCUUCCAGAAUUAAACUGGUGUACUAAUCCUCGUGCUCGUGGACGCAGCUGACGCUUGUUUUUAGCAGCCUCCGUUCCCGAAGACUGACGUUUACAUGUAAUGCUGUUCAUCUGGGACCAGUUCACAUGACCUGAGUGCAUAAUACCAGUGUUUUUGUCUCGUUAUUUCUCUUAGACCAACAGAUUUAAGCACAAAGCAUCAUAUAAACAAGUCACACAAGUUCCAUUCACAUUCUACCUUUCCUUCUAAACAAAGAGAACUGCAGGGUUUCACUAUCAAACUCUUUCAACCCUUCUGUGUGUGUGUGUGUGUGUGUGUGUGUGUGUGUGUGUGAACCAACACUGUGUGAGUUUUGUGGUGUUUUCACUGAUUUGCCCUCACCUACACCUGCAGGUUUUCUCGGGAGUCUGAAUGUGGUGAAUUUGAUGACUGCUAAUUGGUCAACUUUAUUUUCUGUUAGGAAAGGCAAUAAAAAUUAUACUAAUUUUACUCAA
Tachysurus vachellii is the source of this 2263-nucleotide messenger RNA. RefSeq names its product solute carrier family 66 member 3 (gene slc66a3). The coding region runs from base 184 to 795 and encodes 203 amino acids. Lineage: Eukaryota; Metazoa; Chordata; Actinopteri; Siluriformes; Bagridae. The transcript has 7 exons. The record is from RefSeq and is a predicted model, not a curated record.